AUGAAGUCCUCUUUCCUCUUUGGGCUGCUCACUACAGUAGCGACCUUUGCGACAGCCAAUGGCGAUAGUCUUCAACCUUACUCAAUCUACGCCUACGGUAUCAACGCGACCUUCAUCCCAUAUGGAGCGCGUGUAACCAGUCUGUAUGUUCAUGACAAGAACAAUACCCCCCGAGAUGUGGUCGUGGGAUACGAUGAUCCAGCUCAAUAUGUCGAAGAUACGGCUACCAAUCAUACGUAUUUCGGUUCAGUCGUUGGGAGAUAUGCCAAUCGAAUCAGAAACGGGACGUUCACUGUAGGUGACACCGAUUAUCAUGUGCCAACAAAUGAACAUGGGGGACAAAAUACUCUACAUGGUGGCUCUCAAGGUUAUGACGAUCGAAAUUGGACCCUGACUUCACACAAUACUUCCAGUAUCACAUUCAGUCUUAUGGAUCCAUCCGGAUAUCAAGGCUUCCCCGGCGCGGUCCUCACCCACGUCACUUACACUGUGACUUCACCACCUCGUUUAACCACUCGCAUAGUCUCCGUCUCGCUUGACUCUUACACCCCUAUCAUGCUCUCGACUCAUAUUUACUGGAAUCUGGGAGCAUUCCAAUCUCCCACUAUUCUAAAUGACACUUUGCAUCUGCCCUUUGCAGACCGAAUCAUCGACAUUGAUUCAAUCUUGGAUCCUACAGGGGGACUUUCUUCCGUCAAACUACCUUGGCAGUCACCGUCUUUGCCGCUGAACUUUACAGAGCCUAAGCAAAUUUACGAAGGAGCUCUUUACUCUCAGCAGUGCGGGGAUGGUUGCACUAGUAUCGACAACGCUUUCAUACUCGACAGACCGCCGUAUAGCUCAACGGAAGAUGCCUCAGCACCAGCACUUCAGUGGACAUCUGCCGAUUCCGGUAUCACCAUGACAAUGAAGACCAAUCAACAGAGCUUGCAGCUAUACAGCUGUGGUGGGCAGAAUGGGACUAUCCCUGUGAAAGCUAGUCAAGGCAGUGGGUAUGUCGAGAAGUAUGGCUGUCUGGUCAUCGAGCCGCAACAAUGGAUUGAUGGCAUUAAUCAUCCUGAGUGGGGCCAGGACGAUAGACAAGUGUUUGGACCUGACUCUCCACCUCAGAUACUUUGGGCAUCAUAUGAUUUUACCACCAAUUAG
Messenger RNA from Kwoniella mangroviensis CBS 8507, 1146 nucleotides. RefSeq lists its product as uncharacterized. Bases 1 to 1146 code for a protein of 381 amino acids. Gene Ontology annotation, biological process: glucose metabolic process; beta-D-galactose catabolic process via UDP-galactose, Leloir pathway. NCBI's taxonomy places the organism in Eukaryota, Fungi, Basidiomycota, Tremellomycetes, Tremellales, Cryptococcaceae. The transcript has 4 exons. The record is from RefSeq and is a predicted model, not a curated record. Gene Ontology annotation, molecular function: carbohydrate binding; aldose 1-epimerase activity.